Trichomycterus rosablanca is the source of this 948-nucleotide messenger RNA. RefSeq names its product fibulin-7. Lineage: Eukaryota; Metazoa; Chordata; Actinopteri; Siluriformes; Trichomycteridae. The transcript is spliced from 6 exons. Bases 1 to 948 code for a protein of 315 amino acids. The record is from RefSeq and is a predicted model, not a curated record. Gene Ontology annotation, molecular function: calcium ion binding.
AUGGAAAGAAAUGAGUGUGCCUCCUUACCUUGUGCCAACGGUGGUACAUGUACAGAUGAAGUAAAUGGUUUCACAUGCGCAUGUACCAGAGGAUGGGCUGGGCCUACUUGCCAGUCUCCAACACCUACAUUUUUCGUCACCACAACAAACACAUCUCUUGCCACUGCUGGAGCUGCAGCCGCCACCUCGCUUCCUGCAUCGACUGUGUUUCCAUUUGUGCGACCAUCCAAGUGCAGCCAGGUCCAGGGUACCACACACUGCACUUGUGAGGCAGGAUAUACCAUUUCAGGUCGAGACACCAGCAUCUGUACAGACAUUGACGAGUGUGAAUUGUUCCAUAAUGGGCAGGCAGGACGGUUGUGUUUGCACGAUUGUGUAAACACUGCUGGUGGCUAUCGCUGUGCAUGCCCAGCAGGGUACAAUGUGACCAGAGAAGGCAGAAGCUGCAAAGAUAUUGAUGAGUGCGCCACAAGGCAGAACAACUGCACCCGUGAUCAGAUGUGUAUUAAUACUUAUGGAGGAUUUCAGUGCAUCAAGGUGGAGUGCCCACGCAUCCGAAAUGCGUCCUACGUCAAAACCUCACCCACGCUCUGUGAGAGGAACCCUUGUCCAGUGGACAAUAAGGCAUGCUCUCAGACUCCCAACUCUGUGUCCUACCAUCACAUGUCAGUGGUGUCGAACCUCUCAGCCCCCCGGGUCAUGUUCAGAGUUUCAUCAAUACGGAUGAUAGGCGAGACCCUACGUUUCUCCCUGCUAGGAGGCAGAGGACGACGCCAUUUCACUGUCCAACGAUCGGACCGACAGACGGGCCAGCUUGUGCUGCUCAGCCCCAUUCAGGGCCCCGACACACUCGAGGUAGAGGUGGAGAUGAGCGAGCUGGAGAAGAGGGCAGUGAUUGGACGCUACAUCACCAAGAUCACAUUUUUUGUGUCGCCUUAUGAGUUCUAG